Messenger RNA from Cucumis melo (muskmelon), 1293 nucleotides. RefSeq names its product MLP-like protein 28. Lineage: Eukaryota; Viridiplantae; Streptophyta; Magnoliopsida; Cucurbitales; Cucurbitaceae. The record is from RefSeq and is a predicted model, not a curated record. Gene Ontology annotation, biological process: defense response. Bases 66 to 998 code for a protein of 310 amino acids. The transcript is spliced from 4 exons.
GUCUUUCUUAUAGCCUUAAUAUAUCACUUUAUACUCCAAAUUAAAUUAAAACCAAAAUUCUAUCUAUGGGUCUCUAUGGGAAGUUGGAAAAAGAUGUACCAAUCAAAGCUUCAGCUUCAAAGUUUCAUGAAAUAUUUCAUAAGAGACCUCAUCAUAUCUCAAACGUCUCUUCCGACAUAAUACACGGUGUUAAUCUACAUGAGGGCGAAUGGGGCAAAGUUGGCUCGAUCGUCUGCUGGAGAUAUUUUCUUGAUGGGAAGUCUAGAGCGACAAAGGAGAUCAUUGAAGAAGUUGACGAAGAAAACAAUGCAAUAACUUUCAAAGUAAUCGAGGGACACCUUAAAGAACACUACGAGAAAUUUAGGUUUAAAAUCAAAUGCAUUCCAAAGGAAAAGGGAAGUAUUGUUCAUUGGUGCUUGGAAUAUGAAAAGCUACAUGAUGAGAUUCCAGAAACACAUGGUUUAUUAAUGGAUCUUUGUGUGAAGGUCUCUAAAGACCUUGAUGCUUACCUUAAUGAAGGUGAAACCCACAAAUUUUCCCUGAUGGGUAGAUAUGGAAAGCUGGAAAUCGAUGUCCCAAUUAGAGCUCCCGCUUCAAAGUUUCAUGAAAUGUUUCACAAGAAACCUCAUCACAUCUCCAAUGCCUCCAGUGACAAAAUACACGGCGUCGACCUACAUGAGGGCGAAUGGGGCCAAGUUGGCUCCAUCAUUUGCUGGAAAUAUUUUCACGAUGGUAAAGCUAGAAUAGCAAAGGAGAUCAUUGAACACGUUGACGAAGAAAACAACUCAAUCGCUUUCAAAGUAAUUGAAGGAGACCUUACUGAACACUACAAGGAUUUUAAGCUUACAAUCCAAUGUAUUCCAAAGGGUAAAGGAAGUGUGGUUCAUUGGAUCUUAGAAUAUGAGAAGUUGCACGACAAGAUUCCAGAUUCACAUACUUUGCUGCAGUUUUGUGUUGAAGUCUCUAAAGACAUCGAUAAACAACUUUGUGCGUAUUGAUGAACCCUAGCUAGUCAUGUUGCUGUGGCAUGACACAAGAUUUUAGUACUCAUCAUUUCUCAGGUGUGUCGUUGUUCGUUAUAUAUAAAUAAUUUGGCUUUUUACUAUGCUAAAAUUGCCAAUUCUGAUCUAGCUAUAUGUAUGUUUUAAUACUAAUCUAAAGUCAUGUGUAUGUGUGAUGAUAUGUUCUAUAUGUUGUACUAAAUGGCAGAAGUAAUAUAUUCUCUAUAUAUGAUAAUAUCCUACUCUUUGGAAUGUGAAAUAUAUAAUAAUAAUAUAAGUAAUUUCUAUGUAA